UUAAUAACCGUCGGUUUUAUGGUAUUGGACGUUAGAAUGCAAUUGGAUAUAAAUGUACAAACGAGAAGGGUGCCUAGGGGUAGGCACAUGCCACCCAGGAUGGACGAUAAUAAUAGGGAUGAUGCGGAAAGGGAUUUCGAUGAAGAUGAAUAUGAUGAAACUGAUGAAACCGAAGCGAAUUAAAAUUAUUUUCAAGGUUCUUGGACUACCGAAGAAGAAUUUGAUGGACCUGACGAGUAAAUUCAAAUUUCUCGCUAAAAAAUGUGCCGUUUUUAUCACAAAAUUCCUUUGAAAUUUCAAAUAAACUAU
Phyllotreta striolata is the source of this 309-nucleotide messenger RNA. The record is from the annotation of a GenBank genome assembly. NCBI's taxonomy places the organism in Eukaryota, Metazoa, Arthropoda, Insecta, Coleoptera, Chrysomelidae.